UUCAACUGACAAAGCCAUUAGCUGUCUGUAAGACUGUGCUGAGGGCUUCAAUUCAUAACACCGCUAUCGUUGAUGCGCAGCUGGCUGAUAACCGAUUUGAAAACAUUACCGUCAUUUCGGAAGCAUCUCUGUAUUUGCGCUUUAGAAAGUUUAGAAUUUCCUUCAGAGAAUUAGUUUUGGGCCAAAAGUUUGUUCGUCUGGUCCAAAAAUGUUUCUAUGAACUGUCAUGAACAAAGUACCAGUGACGCUGCUGCGAAAUGAAAUGAAAGAGGAAGUGAAAGUUAAGGCAGCUGAUUGGACGUAAAACAAAAAGAGAGAAGACAGAAAGCAACCUCUAAAGAAUUGAAUUGAAGUAGGUACCCCUUUACAUCUCCUGGGCUCGGCAACAUGGCAUCAACAGAUAAUGUGUACUUCAUCUUAACAAAAAAGGACGAAUGGAUCGCUUUUCCAAAAGCUGGAAGUAUUUUUUUCAUGCCUGAAAAUAAGUUCAUUUCAGAAAUGAAGAAAUCUUCUCCUCCAUUAAAGCUGCGAAUGAGGUUAAUGAAACACCACUCUGGAAGGGAGUAUGACUUGGAGACCAACGACAUGGAGCAGCUGUGUGUAGAGGAAGUUGAGCUGCUGCAGGCACUGCCUGAUGAUGCUGAGAGGCUGAGGUGUUUCAGAGAGCGACAUGAUCUGCAAGCAGCAAUGCAACUUGUUAUAGGUACUGAAGUGACUGUGGAGGAAGCUGGAAAGAAGUUCAGAGGCGUCAUUCAAUACACUGGACCAAUAACAAGUGCAUCUAUUUCUUGUCCCAUACCAGGAUCCUUUUUUGGAAUUGAACUACAGGGGCCAGACCGAGGAAAGGGCCACUGUGAUGGGACCUAUAGGAAUGUAAGAUAUUUCACGUGUGACAAAAACUGUGGCAUUUUUGCCCCAUUCAAUAGAGUCAGCUCCUUAUUACCCUCUGUCCAAGAGCCAUCCUUUCAGUCAGAAAGGCUAGAGUUGGGAGACAGAGUCACUUACUUCAUCGAUGAUAAAUGUCGCCAUGGAAUGGUGCUGGAUUUACUGGAAAUAGGUGGACGAUGUUUUGUUCAGAUCUCCACAGACAAAGAUGAAUCUGGGAAGACAGGGGGUGAAGUUAGAGUUCCAUUAGAAGCGGUUGUCAAAGGAGAGCUGCCUGCAGAGGGAGAGAGCAUGGAUGUCGACACACCCCCAGAGGCUGAUACAGAUUAUCUCUAUAUGGGUCUGAGUUUGAACUCUAUGGUAGAAGUGACUCUGGGUGAAGGCAACACAUAUGGAAUUAUUCGCUGGAUAGGCAAGCUGCCUGAUCGAAGCGAAACUAUGGUUGGCUUGGAACUGGACGACAACAAAGGAGUGAGUGAUGGUACUUUUAAAGGUCAGCGUUAUUUCAAUUGUCCUAUGAAGAGAGCCCUGUUUGUGAAGCUGAGCUCAUGCCGGCCUGACUCACGCUUUCAGAGCACAUCAUCCAAUCACAAUGAGAAAAUGCAGCCUGAGGACACUGAUCAAACAGACCACAGUACAGCUGAGUUGCAGACUGUUCCGCCUAUGAGCACAGAGCAGGUUGAGCAGCUUCUGACUGGACGAAUGAAGGGGAUUCAAGGACACUGUAACUCUUGCUACAUGGAUGCUGCCCUCUUCAGUUUGUUUUCCUGCUCUUCCGUGUUGGACUCCAUGUUGUUCAAAUCAACACCACCUCAAGAUGCCCCAAUUCAGAGAACACUGCUCAAUGACAUAGUCAACCCCCUUCGCAGUAACGGCUUUGUGGAAGGAAAACACAUCAUGAAGCUCCGACAGCAGCUGCAGAAACACGGCUACAGCCAAUCAUUCACCACAGAUGAGAAGGAUCCAGAGGAGUUCCUCAGUGUCAUCAUGCACCACAUUCUUGCCCUGGACCCUCUGCUAAAACUAUCAGCUGCGGGUAAAGUGCAGGAGAGUUACUGCUAUCAGAUUUUCCUGGACCAGAACCACAGACUAGUUCUGCCGACAGUGCAGCAGCUACUAGAACAUUCCUUCCACAGUGCAGGUCUUAAGCUGGCAGAGGUGCCGUCCUGCCUCAUCCUCCAGAUGCCUCGCUUUGGGAAGAAAUUCAAGAUGUUUGACAAAAUCAUUCCCUCUCUGGAGCUGGAUGUCACUGACCUCCUCUCUGAAGGUCCCCAGCAGUGCAUGGUGUGUGGAACCCUGGCACAGAUUGAGUGCAUCGACUGUUUUAAAGAUCCACUUUUCAGCCCGACAGGAUUCAAAGUCUUCUGCAGGAACUGUUCAGAACAGGUGCACUCCCAUCCUCAGCGUCUCAGCCAUAAACCAGAAUCUCUGGAAAUCCCCAAGGGUUAUGUUGAACGUAAAAACCCUCACACUAUGAUCAGAGACAAAAUGGAGCUGUUCGCUGUGCUCUGCAUCGAAACAAGCCACUAUGUCUCCUUCGUCAAAUAUGGACCAAACACUGAGGACUGGAUCUUCUUUGACAGCAUGGCAGACAGACAAGGAGAGACAGAUGGCUUCAACAUCCCAGAGGUGCAUCCCUGCCCCGAGGUUGGUGAAUACCUGAAAAUGUCCCCCUCCGAGCUGGCCCAUCAGGCGCCUCGAGAUAUGAAAGGUGUAGCAAAGCGUCUCUUCUGUGAUGCCUACAUGUGCCUGUACCAAAGCACCACUAUGUGCCUCUAUCGCUGAUGGAACGUGAGCACACUGGACGUUUUGCUAUUUGUGUAAUUUCUUUUUGCUGCAUUGUUUUUUGUUUUUUGUUUUGUUAACAUGCAAAUAUUUUAAAUGUGUGUGGUGCUUGGGUGCUGGAAAAAAAUGAUAGCAACAACAAUUUUCUAAUUUGGCAUGAAGAAGAGGAUAAACUGACAUUGCUUUCUAAGUAAUUUGCACGAUAAUCUGAAGAAAAUAAUUACUGGCUUGCAGCAUAUGUUGGACAUAAAUUACAUAUUGCACUGUAAAAAUAGUUUUGCAGUUUACUGCUGAUGUUUGUAAUUACCCUGUAAUUUUAUUUACAGCUUGUAUAGUGAAAGUAAAUGAGUUUUGCUGAUGAAAAACCCUUCAAAGUAGACAGUAGUGAUGAUUCAGUAUGGUUCAUUAAGAAUCCCAUCUAACCAGCUCUCUAUUUUAAAAGCUUAUGUUAUAUGCUGCUGUUAUUUUGGUAUCAGAUUUGGAUGUUGGCUGGAUUUCUUUAUAUAUUUAGAUACAUUUUUUUUUAUCUUCUGGUAUUUAAAUUUCACACCUAAAAAUGAAACGAUGAUUUUAUUCUUGACAAAAAAUGUUUCUGUUAGCAACCUAAGAGACGAAAAGAUGUUUCGAAUAAUAUCACAGUGGAAAACUGUACUUGACUAGCUGCUUGGGAGUCCUGGUUGAACUUGUGACCUUUUUCUAUUUUUUACUACUACUACUUCUGAUAUUCAGUAAAAUAGAUGUCAUAAAAAAAUAAAUGCAAUCAAUAAAACCUGUCA
Messenger RNA from Oreochromis niloticus (Nile tilapia), 3446 nucleotides. It is a transcript of the gene cyldl, whose product is annotated as cylindromatosis (turban tumor syndrome), like. Gene Ontology annotation, biological process: protein deubiquitination. The record is from RefSeq and is a predicted model, not a curated record. The coding region runs from base 388 to 2670 and encodes 760 amino acids. Lineage: Eukaryota; Metazoa; Chordata; Actinopteri; Cichliformes; Cichlidae. The transcript has 15 exons. Gene Ontology annotation, molecular function: cysteine-type deubiquitinase activity.